GCUGAUCCUAUGUUGGGUCUGCUGGGGUUUGGAGGAGGCAUGGACUUUGACUCAGACAAGGCUUACAGAGAUGUUGCUCAUAUCAGCACAUGUGAUGAUGGUUGUAUGGCACUUGCUGAACUGCUGGGAUGGAAGGUGGAGUUGGAAGAAUUAGUGAAGCGGGAGCAUGCCAGGAUCGAUGCUCAGGACAAAGAGGGAAGGACAUGUGAGAGCAAAGAGUUUUGUGAUUGUGAGGGACUGUGUGACAUCUCUGCCCAGUUUCCUGUGUGUGUCUGCUGGAGGAGAGGAUGAAGCUGUUCUUGAGUAUAAACUCUCAUGCACAACCACAGGUUUUCAGCUGUCAAAGUCUCUUCUUUCUUUCCAUGACUUGGCUCAGCUGGUGUUCUUCUACUCUGUAACCAGAGACGUGUUGGCUCACUGUCUAAUGAUUCCUCGUUGGUUGGAAAAUGUGUCUGAGCGCACCAAAGAUCGUCUUUCUCAGCUUGAACCCCAAACCUGGCUCAGCACACCACCUGACCAGAUGUCUGAUGAAAUGACCCACAUGGAGCCAAACACUGUAAUGUGUGCCAUACAGUUGACCUCCACCAAUGGGGCAUUGUGUGUCAUCAAUCCGCUCUACCUGCAUGAACACGGCGAUGACUGGCUUUCACAUCAGACGACUCAUUUGCAGUGCACCUCACAGCCGACACAUUUUAAGCGAGAACGACGCCUCAGUUCCACUCGAACAUGGGCCGGGGCGAGCCUGAUUGGCAAACGAGCAAUUUCUUUGGACCGGGAAACUUCUAAUGGCACUACUGAGUGCUCAGGACUCGUCAGAGCUAAAUCAGAAGAUUCCCCACUAACUUCAUCAAUGUCAGCUCUCCAAGGAGGGGUUGUCCUCAGGCGCAUAAGCCAAAGUUCCACGUCCAGGCUUGCCAAGAGAGGGAGCACAGGGAACAUACUUCCUUCUACUACUGAGCUGCAGAACCGUGCCAGCCCUGGGUCUCACACCCCUCACAGAGUGUCCUGGAUCGAGGAUGGAUUCUUGCUGCCUCCACCCCAGAGGCCGUCCUCCUUGCUUCACCCUCUAUCCCCUGAGCUCGACUCGCUGUCCGUUAGCAGCAUUGAAGAAGAGCUGGAGGAUCAGUCGCCAAGCUCAGCGGCGCACCACCCAUCGGCCCAUCGGCUGGCCGGCAAAGUCAUACAACGCCUCUCAGCGGUGGGCCAGGCUCUUGGGAGCUUGGUGUGUCAGAAGAAGAGGCUGACCCACCGUGUGCUGGAUCUGAGCGAGAAGAAACAUGGGUCCUUUGCAGAGGCUGUAAGACAAUUUGUAGAGGCGACGCUGCAGAAAGCUCCUGAUCCUGGUGGCUUGAGUGGGUCUGAGUUCUUACAAGAAGUGAGAUCUUCACUUACGUCGCUGAGGGAGACUCUCUUGGACUACCCUGACAUCCAAGCACUCCUGGAUAGUAUGACUGACCUUAGUGACUCAGAAAUAGACUCGCUGGUGGAGAUCUCAGUGCAUAAGGUGGCCCUAAAGCCUGUUUCAGCUCAUAUCUACUCUUGCCUACACGUGUGGCGCACCACUGACAGCAGUCUGCAACGACUGGAGAACAACCAGCGUGUUCUGGAAGACAACGGUGUGGAGGCACUCGGAGCGACAGCUGGAAUUGGCGUUCCUGACUCCGUCACCCUUGAACGGAUUCAACAAAGGUGGAUGAGUAUGCAUACGGCCUACUCCCCAAACAAAAAGGUCCAUAUACUGCUCAAAAUCUGCAAGACUAUCUACCACAGCAUGAGUACCAAUGCCAGCUCAGAUGUGGUGUUUGGAGCUGAUGAUUUUCUGCCUGUCUUAACGUGGGUGCUUUUACGUAGUCAGCUGGUUAACUUGCAGCUAGACACGGAUUACAUGAUGGAGCUGCUGGACCCAACACAGCUGCAGGGAGAAGGUGGCUACUACCUCACCACCUUGUACGCCGCCCUCUACUACAUCAGCAGCUUCCAGCCACGCCUGGCUGCCCGUCAGCUUAGCAUUGAAGCCCAACACUCUCUCAGCCAAUGGCAUCGCAGGCGCACCAUGCACGACAACCAAUCCCGCCACAGUACACGCCGACGGACCAUUCGCAGACAGGCGUCUCCUGAAAAAUCUGCACAGGCUUCGGACGUUGAGAGUGGGGCUUUUGAAGAAAGUGGGAAGGAUGAACAACACCAGGAGACAGAAAGCAGCACAAAGGCUGAUGGAGAAGACACUGAGCAGCAGGAUGGACAACGUGAUGAUUGCGCUUCGGGCGAAGAGGAAAGGACAUAACAUUAAAAAUGUAACAAUUGAUUGGGGAUUACAAAAAUGGUCCAGUUAUCCAUUAAAAUACUCAAAUUAUAAAUCUAUACUGCGCUCAGCCUUAUCUACCACACAGAUAAGGCUCAAAGACCACAAGAAAGAAGAGAGAUAAAGAUAUCGAUUUAAGCGCAGGAAAACCCCUCCACAGACUUCACAACUCGAGAAAUCUCACUUUGGUGACUGUAAUAUAAAGCAUGCAAGCCUAACUUGAGUUUUUCACAUCCAACUACAAAACCAAAUCAACCCUUACAUGCUCUUAAUUUCACACACACACAUUUUUUGCUGGUAAAUUUAGAAAUGGGACAAGAAUACUGUAUCCUCUUCAUCAUUUUCUGCUGCAUAUAAAAUCUUCAACUACUGUUCUUUUCAAACUGAAGUGAGUGCGGCUGUUUCGAUGUGCCCUGCGAUUAGCUGGCAACCAGUCAGGGUGUACCCCGACUCCUGCCCGUUGACAACUGGGAUAGGUUCCAGCACUCCCGUGGCCCUCGUGAAGAUAAGCGGCCAAGAAAAUGGAUGGAUAGGAAGAAGAUGCAGUUUUUAAAAAAAAAUAAUGAAGCAUCCAGAGACUAAAGCUUGCAUCGUGUCAACUGUCUUGGAACAUUGCAAUGGCCCAAAAUCACUAAAAUGCCUCAGUGAUGUCGCUGAAAUCUUGUGUCCUGAAAACAAAUCUUAAACAAAUGCUAUCAGACCUGUCACACACUGAACAGAGACUAUUGGACAUUAACACGGCUACUGAUUCACAGGCGCACACAGACCUCGAACCAUGUGAGUUUUUUAGUGCUGCAUUAGAUGGGAUUUAUGACACCCAAGACUUAGUUGAACUGAUCAUUUAUCUGUGCAAGAGAGCACAGAGUUUAUUUUUUUUUAUUUCUGACCUGUGGCCUUGGUACUCUGAUGGAUGUGGUGAGGGAGGACAUGAAGACUGUGGGUGUUAGUGAGGGAGCUGCACGGCUUAGAUGGAAAAAGACGACACGCUGUGGCGACCCCUAAUCAGGACAAGAUAAAAGGAAAAGAAGAAGAAGAGGACUUUGGUACUGUGUAAGAGUCAAUUUUUCUUAUUAUGUUAACAUUUACUAUAAAUCUGGCUGAGCAAAGGUCCAUAUAAGGAGGGAAUGAUGUUCAUGUGUAUGAUGUGGCUCUUUGGCCCACCCUACACUACACUAUUUAAUCCAUUUUUGACGCACGGUGGAUCAGCUGGAAAGCAUUGGCUUCACAGUUCUGAGGUCCAGGGUUCAAUCCCGGACCCGCCUGUGUGUAGUUUGCACGUUCUCCCCGUGCCUGCGUGGGUUUUUUUCAGGCACUCCAGUUUCCUCCCACAUCCCAAAAACAUGCAACAUUAAUUGGACACUCUAAAUUGCCCCUAGGUGUUAUUGUGAGCGUGACUGUUUCUCUCGAUGUGCCCUGCGAUUGGCUGCCAACCAGUUCAGGGUGUACCCUGCCUCCUGCCCGUUGACAGCUGGGAUAGGCUCCAGCACUCCCGCGCUCUCAUGAGGAUCAGCGACUAAGAAAAUGGUUGGAUGGAUGGAAUGUUAUUUCAGAAGUGUGUGUCAAAGUGGUAACACUGUACUAAUCGGUGCUGAAAAGUUAGCGCUAUUUCAAAAGCUGUCAAGGAUGUGUAUACCCUUGGACUGGUCACCAGUAAAUUGCAGGACAAGCAACCAUUCAAACCAAUACUGUAUGUGCCGUUUGGACUAGUCCACAACUAAGCCGCCAUGUUUUGGGAAUUUGAGAGAAAGUUGAACAGCUCAGUGAAAACCCACACAGAACAUGCAAACCCCACAAAGGAGGCCCUGAGUCCAAAUUCACGAGUGCGCUUUAUUGUUGUGUGCUCCAUGAGCUCAAAUCACAAAUGGAAUAAUUAAACUACAUUAGAAAUUUUGGGGGCGAAUAAUAGCAAUGAUCAUGGAGCUCCGGAGUUCUUUCUUAAGAGAUGAAUCCAUCAGUUCAUUUAGGAUCUCCGAUUUGUAUACUACAUUAUACUGUAUAGUUGAUGAGGACAACAGCCGAAACAUCAAUAAGUCAUUGUUCAGCUCAACUGAUUUAAAAAAAUGAAGAAAUAAGCCCAGUGUUACAAUUUCAAGCAUGUAUAUGACCUCAUUGAAGUAGAUGAUUAAACUACUCAAGUCCAUCCCACCUGUUGCACUUUUUGUUUUCAAAAGACUGAUUGUAAAAAUUUGCAUGUUUCAAAAUGAAAGUGGCAGCAGGUGACAUGAUGUCGCGGUUGUGAAGUGCAAAGCUGCUGUUCCUUCCGCUGUUGUUGACCUGACUUGGAGGUCAAUAAAAAAGAACAAAAGAGCACAUUCACUAGCAGCGAAGGCACCUUUGAAGCUAUUACAAGAAAAAUGAUUGAACAUGUGACUUGGUCGGGGACACAUAGAGCCAUGAGGACAUUGAGAAAUAUUGAGAGUAAAACCGACUUUAAGCUUGGAAAAGACAUUAUUGAUAAACUUUUACAGAGCAGCAGUAAUAUUACAACUACUAGAGUGCCUUAGCAAGCUUACACAUGCAGUUGAGGGAUGGCCCAGGUACUGUAUCCUACUUGCUAUGGGGGAAUUUGCAGUACUGACAAACAGGAAGCGAGUAGUGUGUUGGAAGUUGUACCCACACAAGUACUAUAUGUAUGUACUAUAUGUAUGUUGAUGCUGAAAUCAGGACCAGAUGUGACCUAAAAAAAAGAAUAAAAGCAGACCUGAAAAACCUCAUUGAAGGGUUAGGGUUACUUUGUACACUUCUCUUUAAACAUCUGUAGUUAUGUUAGUAACAUAUUACCAUCCUUAUUCACAACACCAAACUUUCAAAACUGUCAGCAUUUGAAUUUUGUUAUUCAUGACAAAGUCAUCAACACCAAUUUUAUAACCAAGAUACUUGACGGAUGCAGUU
Messenger RNA from Syngnathoides biaculeatus (alligator pipefish), 5194 nucleotides. Its product is annotated as NAD-dependent protein deacetylase sirtuin-2-like. Gene Ontology annotation, cellular component: endocytic vesicle; cytosol. Gene Ontology annotation, biological process: vesicle-mediated transport. The record is from RefSeq and is a predicted model, not a curated record. Gene Ontology annotation, molecular function: NAD+ binding; guanyl-nucleotide exchange factor activity; small GTPase binding. The transcript has 12 exons. Bases 167 to 2284 code for a protein of 705 amino acids. Lineage: Eukaryota; Metazoa; Chordata; Actinopteri; Syngnathiformes; Syngnathidae.